Messenger RNA from Mesitornis unicolor (brown roatelo), 1104 nucleotides. RefSeq names its product interleukin enhancer binding factor 2 (gene ILF2). Bases 46 to 1104 code for a protein of 352 amino acids. The transcript is spliced from 12 exons. The record is from RefSeq and is a predicted model, not a curated record. NCBI's taxonomy places the organism in Eukaryota, Metazoa, Chordata, Aves, Mesitornithiformes, Mesitornithidae.
CGGCCCUUUGUGCCGCACAUCCCCUUUGAUUUCUAUGUCUGCGAAAUGGCUUUUCCCCGCGUCAAGCCCGCUGCUGACGAGACGGCGUUCAGCGAGGCCUUGCUGAAGAGGAACCAGGAUCUGGCUCCGACCGCUGCUGAGCAGGCCUCCAUUCUUUCCCUGGUGACCAAAAUCAACAACGUCAUCGACAACUUAAUCGUGGCGCCAGGAACGUUUGAAGUGCAAAUCGAGGAGGUUCGCCAGGUGGGCUCCUACAAGAAGGGCACGAUGACCACGGGGCACAACGUGGCCGACCUGGUUGUGAUCCUGAAGAUCUUACCCACGCUGGAAGCUGUGGCCGCCUUGGGGAACAAAGUGGUGGAAAGCCUGAGGGCGCAGGACCCCGGCGAAGUCCUGACCAUGCUGACCAACGAGACCGGCUUCCAGAACAGCUCCGCCGCACCGACAGUGAAGAUCCUCAUCACCCCGGUGCCGCCCAACCUCCGCCAACUGCAGCCGCUUCUUCCAGUGGACAUCAAAGUGCUGCAGAGCGCGCUGGCCGCCAUCAGGCACGCUCGCUGGUUCGAGGAGAACGCGUCGCAGUCCACGGUGAAGGUUCUGAUCCGGUUGCUGAAGGACCUGAGGAUUCGGUUCCCCGGCUUCCAGCCCCUCACACCAUGGAUCUCCCCUCUGCAGGGGCACUACGCUGUGAUGAACAACCCCACCAGGCAGCCGCUGGCCCUCAACAUCGCCUACAGGCGCUGCCUCCAGAUCCUGGCUGCUGGGCUCUUCCUGCCCGGAUCCGUCGGCAUCACCGACCCCUGCGAGAGCGGCAACUUCCGCGUGCACACGGUGAUGACCCUGGAGCAGCAGGACAUGGUGUGCUACACGGCUCAGACCCUCGUCCGCAUCCUCUCGCACGGGGGCUACCGGAAAAUCCUCGGCCAAGAGGGCGACGCCAGCUACCUGGCUUCCGAAAUGUCCACGUGGGACGGGGUGAUAGUGACCCCCUCCGAGAAGGCGUACGAGAAACCCCCGGAGAAGAAAGAAGGGGAAGAGGAGGAGGAGAACCAGGAAGAACCCGCGACGGGCGAGGAGGAGGAGAGCAUGGAGACACAGGAGUGA